AUGCUCUCUUCGUCGGUCCACCGUCAUUUAGCACGGUCGCUACCUCCUUUGCACACCACUCGUCGAUUAUUCACCUCUGGAAGAUGCCUGAGAUACACUGAAGCUACUCAGAAGAUUCAUGAGCCACCUUUCGAACGGCCUAAAUUUGCGGAAAGGCUAGGCCGACCUCAAAUAAGGAAUCAAGUCCUGUUCUUCGUAUUUGGGUCGUCGCUUGCGUUUUCUUAUGCCGCAUGGAGAACCAAUUUUGAGACAGAGGUGUGGGCGAACAGGCUGGCUGCAAGCACGAAAUGGACCGACAUCACCAGUGCGGACUUGCGUAGACUUCAACAGAUCGAAUUAGUCAAGAAUCUUCGAGGACUCUAUGCUCUUAUUCAAGACCAAGCUUCGCAGAUCCCUCAGUUGCUCCGACCGUGGAUCAGCGGAUUAUAUCUUGCCUUCGCACAACCCUAUGCAGAUGCCUCAGAUGGGCGACGCCUCUGCUGGAAACUCUGUUUGCUUAACGCUGGCGUAUGGGUGGCUUGGAAUGUAUCACGUUUGCAACCUGUGAUGAUUCGUAGUUUCAUGCACCACCCGCUUUCCGGCUUAUCGUACACCAUGCUUUCAAGCACCUUUAGUCAUAGGUCAAUCAUCCAUCUCUUGGCCAAUUGUCUAGCGUUGGAAAGCUUUGGAUCGUCCGCGUCGGUGUAUCUCUCUCAGUCCCAGUCCUCUGCAUCCCCGGAUCAACUUGAAUCAACAUCGGCAUACCAUUUCCUAGCCUUCUACCUUUCAGCUGGUGUGUUUGCAUCCCUCGUUUCGCACACUGUGGCCGCUAAAUUCAAGUACCCCCGUCUCAUAUCGCGCUUAUCUUCUCCUGCCAAUGCACCCAAAGCCAUUGACACAUGGCAAGCGGCAGUUUCUUCUGCAGCAUCCACCACGGCAGCUAGUGCAACCACAAAAGCUGCCACCUCGUCAAUAAUGCCUUCAUUAGGCGCCUCUGGUGCCAUAUAUGCCUGCGUAACAAUGACAGCUUUGGCAUUUCCAAACGGGCAGAUUGCUCUAACCAUUCCUCCUUCAUAUCCCAUCGAUAUACAAUUAGGUGUUGGCGCCUUGCUGGCACUAGAUGUUCUGGGUGUAAUUCGAGGAUGGCGGUUCUUCGACCACUUUGCCCACCUCGGCGGUGCAGCUUUCGGUGUCGCAUACUACACUUUUGGCCCGACGUUUUGGACCUACAUGAGGGGUGCUGGCGGCGGCAAAAAGUCCGAUCAGGAAGAGGAGUAA
Molecule: messenger RNA, 1257 nt
Organism: Desarmillaria tabescens
Lineage: Eukaryota; Fungi; Basidiomycota; Agaricomycetes; Agaricales; Physalacriaceae
Exons: 6
Coding region: 1-1257 (418 amino acids)
Cellular component (GO): membrane
Molecular function (GO): serine-type endopeptidase activity
Source: RefSeq, a predicted model, not a curated record